Nicotiana attenuata is the source of this 1455-nucleotide messenger RNA. RefSeq lists its product as uncharacterized. The transcript has a single exon. Lineage: Eukaryota; Viridiplantae; Streptophyta; Magnoliopsida; Solanales; Solanaceae. The record is from RefSeq and is a predicted model, not a curated record. Bases 1 to 1455 code for a protein of 484 amino acids.
AUGAAAAUGCAGAAGGAAAGGGAAGUGAAGCAAGCUCAUCUAGCCCUGGAGAUAAGCAAGCUAGUAAGGGUCAUGACACUGAAAAGGGUGGGGGCAACCCCCUACCUAAUGGAUAAUAUUGGAUGCUGGAAUGUAAGGGGCCUAAAUAGGACAGCUAAGCAGAAAGAAGUCAACCUAUUUCUGCACAAUGUUAAGGCUGGACUAUUUGAGAUCCUGGAGACAAAGAUUAAGAGAACAAAGGCUCAACAAGCCUCUCUUAAUCUUUGUACUGGGUGGUCAUUCAGUACAAAUCUGCAUAAGCAUCCUAGGGGUAGGAUUUGGUUGUUAUGGAAACCUCACAUCUAUGAGGUUGAUAUAAUAACAGUAACUGCACAAAUAAUUCACUGUCAAGUUAAGCAUGGAGGAAGGAAUGAGAUGAUGCACAUAACUGUGGUGUAUGGAUUUGAUGAUCAGGCACUUAGAAGAAACCUAUGGGAGGAGAUAAGGAAACUCUAUAGCCAAGUUCAAGGGCCAUGGAGUGUAAUGGGGGAUUUCAACUGUGUACUACAUAAGGAGGAAAGGAUAGGGAGUCCUGUCACAGUAACUGAAAUAAGGGACUUUAAGAGCUGUGUAGAGACUUGUGACCUACAUGAUCUAAAGUCCACUGGUGCUUAUUUCACCUGGAAUAACAAACAAGAAGGGGAGGAUAAGGUAAUGAGUAAGAUAGAUAGAGUACUAGUUAACAGUGACUGGGUAACAAAUCUCCCUGCUUCAACAGUCCAUUAUAUAGAAGAAGGGUUGUAUGAUCAUUGUCCUGCAAUUAUCAGCUGGGAAAAAGGAGGGAACAAGAAAGAGAAGCAGUUCAAAUACUUUAAUAUAUGGAGUAUGGCACCAGAAUUCUCAGAGAAAGUAGAGGAAAGCUGGCAAGUAAAGAUAACAGGUUGCAAGCAAUACCAACUAGUGGGGAAGCUGAAUAGACUAAAAAGAGUAUUAGGGAAGAUCAAUAAGAACAGAUUUAGUGAAGUGGAAAAGAAAGCAGACCAAGCAAAGCAGGAACUUACAGAAUGUCAAGCUAGAAUCCAGGCAAAUCCUAGAGAUCAUGAGCUACAUAAACAUGAGAAGGAACUGGCAAGGGCAUAUAGCAGAUGGGAAGAAGCUAGAUAUCGGUAUCUAAGGCAGAAGAGUAAAAUUCUUUGGGCAGAACAAGGGGAUCAUAACACAAGAUACUUCCACAACAACAUUAAGGCAAGGAGAAACAACAACAGAAUCUUCUCUAUAAAGGAUGCUGAUGGAGUUAAUGUCACAGACAUGGAAAAAGUUGCUACCACUUUCAUAGAAUUCUAUACAUCCCUACUAGGCACUAGUAAGGAUGAUAGAUAUCAUGUGUGUAGACUACAGACCAAUAGCUUGUUGCAAUACAAUAUACAAGGUGAUAUCAAAAAUGCUUUGCCAAAGACUAAAGAGGGUACUGCCUAA